This is a messenger RNA of Micropterus dolomieu (smallmouth bass), 2621 nucleotides long. It is a transcript of the gene ptpn18, whose product is annotated as protein tyrosine phosphatase non-receptor type 18. Gene Ontology annotation, cellular component: nucleus; cytoplasm. The transcript is spliced from 16 exons. Gene Ontology annotation, biological process: peptidyl-tyrosine dephosphorylation. The record is from RefSeq and is a predicted model, not a curated record. NCBI's taxonomy places the organism in Eukaryota, Metazoa, Chordata, Actinopteri, Centrarchiformes, Centrarchidae. Bases 956 to 2434 code for a protein of 492 amino acids. Gene Ontology annotation, molecular function: non-membrane spanning protein tyrosine phosphatase activity.
CUCUGUUUUAGAUCUUUGUUUUCGCCGUUUUAGUCUGGACGGGAGGAGCAGACACAGACACGGUCUCCGCUAUAAACCAAAGCGCGGCAGUGUGGGCGGGGCCUAAAUGAUACGCAACCCUGUUUGUGUUAUUCAGUACACCUGCACUUCUUAUCUUGGCCCAGCGAGAUCUAAAGACAUCAUGUUUGUGCUCGUUGAGUCCAACAACCCUUGGCCUCACACGAGGACGUAGGACCUGCUCUGGCCGCCUGCGGCCCCCAACGCUGUGUGUGGAAGCACUUUGGUUCGGUUUCUUUGUUUGAAUGACUGCUGGGUGUUUGUGGCUGUUUCUGUGCGGCAGAGGUCGGAGGGGCGUUCCUCCGCCUGCCGGGGUUGAAGAUCUGACUCACCUGCUGCUCAUUUCUAAUCACUCGGCUCAGCGUCCCCACCACAUCGUUGAGUAAUCACCCGAAUGUCUUUGACAGCCCAACCUGGAACUGAUACUUAACCAGCUGUCUGUUGGCUUUUGAAUCAAUAAAUCACCUUAAACUUCCGCACCAGCUAAAGGGGGCUGGCACGCUGUGACAUUCCUUUUCAGGGCGUGGCCAGUUCACACACAGCGUCUGAUAUGAGCCACAUUUACAAGAGAGUGUGAACAGGCGACAAACCAAACAGUAUCUGGCUGAAUGUCCCCAUGCUGCCUGCAGACACACAGGAACAGAGCGUCGGCACGUUAGUGGUGUAAUCAGCUUUAACGUUCUGUUAUUUCACUCCGAGUUUCGUCACGUUUCCUGCUGCUGGUCUCUGGUGCACCAGAGGGGCUGGUCAGCUGGUGGUGAAUGAUUAACUAACAGGGUUAAGGGCUGAGGCAGAAGUGAGAGAGAGAACUAAGAGAGAGAGAGAGAGAGGUGUGUUUCACUUUCAGCCUGCAGCUCAGACUCAGUCGCCUCGGCUGCUGGAUGUGACUGGAUGUGACAUGGAGCUGCUGCCCUCCCUGCUGUCCUCCCUGAGGACUGUGGACCUUGGGACUCUGGACCAGGAGUACAGCGUGGUGCGUUCACAGACCUCGGUGAUAAAAAAAGACCCCAGUUUGACGUCUGAGGCCGGAGCUCUGAAGGAAAACAUCAAGAAGAACAGAUACAAAGACAUCUUGCCAUACGACCAGUCUCGGGUGGUGCUGUCUCUCCGGACCUCAGACUCUGACUCUGACUACAUCAACGCCAGCUUCAUCAAGGGGGCCUCAGCAGACUGCAGGUACAUCGCCUCUCAGGGCCCCGUCCCCUCCACGCUCACCGACUUCUGGAGGAUGAUCUGGCAGCACGACAUCAAGGUGAUAGUCAUGGCCUGCAGAGAAAUAGAGAUGGGAAAGGUAAAGAGAAUUCUUUUCAUCGAACCAAGCGAGAGGAAGUGUGAGUGUUACUGGGCUGCAGCUGCUCAGUCUGCUGCGUUUGGACCCUUCACUGUCUGCAACCAGGGGGAGACGCGUCCUAAUGAAGACCUGGUGGUCCGAGAGCUGACUGUCACACACAAGCAGGAGCGCCGCUCACUGACUCAGUUCCAGUUCCUGUCCUGGCCGGAUCACGACGUUCCCCACGAGCCUGCUGGAGUCCUGGACCUGCUGGAGAGAGUCAGAACCAGGCAGGGGACACACACCUCCCCUCUGCUGAUACACUGCAGUGCGGGCUGUGGGAGGACCGGAGUCAUCUGUGCUCUCGACUACAUCCAUGACCUGCUCGUUACCAAGCAGAUCACAGCAGACUUCAGCAUCAUGAGCAUCGUCCUGCAGCUGCGGAGGCAGAGGCCCUCUGCAGUCCAGACCAAGGAUCAGUAUCAGUUCAUCUUCACGGCUGCCGUCUGCAUGUUGGAGCGAGUCCUGCAGUCGGCCGGCUGUGAGCCCUACAGCAACCUGCCCGAGCUGAAGAAACCAGAGAAGAACAGCACACCUGCUUCCUCCACCAGACUGUUAUUGCCGACUGCCAUGAGUGAUACAUAUGCUGUGGUCAACAAGCCCAAACACCCCCACCCGCCUUCAGCAAGCCCCACCUACUCAGUUGUAGCCAAGCCCAGAUACUGCAGCGGGAGCAGGUCGCUGCCCCCGGACCACCACUAUGAUAACGACCCUGCAGGAGCAUCAGCGGCGCCGGUCUACAGCAGUGUCCGACCCCGAGUUAAACCUCUCAGCAUGCACCUCUCUGCCACGCCCACCUACGACAUAGCAACACCAGCCAAUCCCAGGCUGGGGGAGGGACCGGCAUCACUAGGCAGCAGCGGAGAAUAUCACCUGAUGCCAGCUGAACCUCCUUCACAAUCAGACGACGAUUACGAAGACCUCGCCUCUCCGGUCUCAGACAUGACCGGCCCGUGUUCACCUGGUGGCAUCGGGUUUAACUGUCGUAUUCAGAAGCCCAGAGGACCCAGAGAUCCUCCAGCGGAGUGGAGCCGCCUGGAGAGGUGAAGCACGGGAACCGGUUCAACUGGACUGUUGGAGUGGAGCAAAGUUAACAGGAAGGGAUUUGCUGUUUGUCUCCUGCUGUGAUCUGUAGAUAUUUAUGGACAGCACGUCUCCGUGCUAAACGUCUGCACUCCAACGUUUCUGUUUUCUAAAUGAUUGUGUUCUGACUUUUAAUAUAAUUCUUCAGAUA